GGCUACUUUAAGUUCAGAGUACGCAUGCUCUGACUUUCUCUCUCUUUCGAUUCUUCCAUACUCAGAGUACGCACGGUCUGAUUUUCUCUUUGGAUUCUUCCAAAAUCAGAGUCAGACUGCUCCCGGUGCCAUGAACGGAGACGACGCUUUUGCAAGGAGACCCACGGUUGGUGCUCAAAUACCAGAGAAGAUCCAAAAGGCCUUCGAUGAUAUUGCCAAAUACUUCUCUAAGGAAGAGUGGGAAAAGAUGAAAGCCUCAGAGAAAAUCUUCUAUGUGUAUAUGAAGAGAAAGUAUGAGGCUAUGACUAAACUAGGUUUCAAGGCCACCCUCCCACCUUUCAUGUGUAAUAAACGGGCCGAAGACUUCCAGGGGAAUGAUUUUGAUAAUGACCCUAACCGUGGGAAUCAGGUUGAACGUCCUCAGAUGACUUUCGGCAGGCUCCAGGGAAUCUCCCCGAAGAUCAUGCCCAAGAAGCCAGCAGAGGAAGGAAAUGAUUCGGAGGAAGUGCCAGAAGCAUCUGGCCCACAAAAUGAUGGGAAACAGCUGUGCCCCCCGGGAAAACCAACUACCUCUGAGAAGAUUCACGAGAGAUCUGGACCCAAAAGGCGGGAACAUGCCUGGACCCACAGACUGCGUGAGAGAAAGCAGCUGGUGAUUUAUGAAGAGAUCAGCGACCCUGAGGAAGAUGACGAGUAACUCCCCUCAGGGAUACGACACAUGCCCAUGAUGAGAAGCAGAACGUGGUGACCUUUCACGAACAUGGGCAUGGCUGCGGACCCCUCGUCAUCAGGUGCAUAGCAAGUGAAAGCAAGUGUUCACAACGGUGAAAAGUUAAGCGUCAUUUUUCUUAGUGUGCCAAGAGUACGAUGUUAGCGUUUACGUUGUAUUUUCUUACACUGUGUCAUUCUGUCAGAUAUUAACAUUUUCAUUGAUGAGCAAGACAUACUUAAUGCAUAUUUUGGUUUGUGUAUCCAUGCACCUACCUUAGAAAACAAGUAUUGUCGGUUACCUCUGCAUGGAACAGCAUUACCCUCCUCUCUCCCCAGAUGUGACUACUGAGGGCAGUUCUGAGUGUUUAAUUUCAGAUUUUUUCCUCUGCAUUUACACACACACACACACAAACCACACCACACACACACACCACACCACACACACACACACACACACACACACACACACCAAGUACCAGUAUAAGCAUCUCCCAUCUGCUUUUCCCAUUGCCAUGCGUCCUGGUCAAGCUCCCCUCACUCUGUUUCCUGGUCAGCAUGUACUCCCCUCAUCCGAUUCCCCUGUAGCAGUCACUGACAGUUAAUAAACCUUUGCAAACGUU
Messenger RNA from Pan troglodytes (chimpanzee), 1331 nucleotides. Its product is annotated as protein SSX2. Lineage: Eukaryota; Metazoa; Chordata; Mammalia; Primates; Hominidae. The transcript is spliced from 8 exons. The record is from RefSeq and is a predicted model, not a curated record. Bases 131 to 697 code for a protein of 188 amino acids. Gene Ontology annotation, cellular component: nucleus. Gene Ontology annotation, biological process: regulation of DNA-templated transcription.